Messenger RNA from Drosophila miranda, 3619 nucleotides. Its product is annotated as ubiquitin-conjugating enzyme E2 Q2. The transcript has 9 exons. Gene Ontology annotation, cellular component: nucleus. Gene Ontology annotation, molecular function: ubiquitin conjugating enzyme activity. The record is from RefSeq and is a predicted model, not a curated record. NCBI's taxonomy places the organism in Eukaryota, Metazoa, Arthropoda, Insecta, Diptera, Drosophilidae. Gene Ontology annotation, biological process: protein polyubiquitination. Bases 1420 to 2607 code for a protein of 395 amino acids.
AAACGAAUGGAAAAAAGGUUAUGCAUGAUACGGCACGACAGCAGCUGGCUUCUCAGCUGCCGCAAGCGCACAGUGGAGCCUCGAAGAGAUUUUGACAGUUGCGAGAUAUGUAUGUGUGUGUAUGACCAAAGUGGAGGGGCUGAGACCGAACUGGCUGCCAGACUUUCAAUUCCUCUUUGCGACGGAUUUUCUUUCGCCAUCAUUUUUCUAUCCCAUCAGACUGCCAUGGCUCUGAGUUUUUGUCGGGCAUUUUAAAACUUUAUUUUUGUUAUAACAAUGAUUUCCCCUGAAACGAAGUUUGGAUUAAAUACAGAGUCAAAAAUUAUCUCUAUAGUUAUGUUCAUAUGUAUGUAGCUAAAAUAUCCAAAGGAAAAGGGAGAAAAAGAAAGACUCCAACGCGACCAAGAUUUUCCUGGCACAAUUUGUUUGAUUUUUUUUAAGUUCAGUUUUGGUUAAAACGGCGGAAGAGAAAGAGAGUGUGAAUUGAAGCCGGGACCAGGACAUUGGUCAAAGUCAAAGCUGUGUAACGAAAGGCAAGCCGCAAGGAAGCAGCAAAAUCAAAGUGCAAAAAACUGAACGCCAAAAGAAGAGAGACGCACACACACACAAGAGCGCAUGCUGUGCGCCGCAGGAGAGGAAGAAGAAGCAGCCGCAGCAUCAGUGUGAGUGCCGCAGCAUCAGUGUGAGUGCCGCAGCGUACACGUACAGUGGCGCAGAGGCCGGAAAAGAGUAAACAAAAGUGGAGCAGGACAGUGUCUAUUAAGGACGCGUAGACAAAAAUCCACAAACUGUUAUAAUCUGCCUCCGAACAAUACAAAUACUACACUGCAGCGGAAUUACAACAGUAUUGGUUUAAAAAACCAAGAAAACAACAAAAAAUAGAGCUGUCAUCAUUGUUGUAAUUUAGUAGGAAACCAGCGCUAGCGCCGAAACGCCAUCUGUCGCCGACCAUCCGCAACCUCAUCGAGAGGAGAGCGACACAGACGACGAAAAACGGCGAGAGAAGAGGCCGUUGUGCAUGAUAGAAGUAGUAGGAGGAGAGGUGAACCAGCAGAAGGCUGAACUCGUACGGUGUGGUGUGGUGCGGUGAGUGAAGUAAGGUGAGGAGCAAGGGAGUCGAGUCGGGUAACCAGGCCGCAAAACAAUAAUUUCUGCUGCGACAGCAAGUAAGAAAAAUACAACUACAACGUCUGCGCCAACGACUGCGACUUUUGGCUUUCUUUCGUUGUUGUCUUCCAUUGUAGCGUGCGUUGUGUGGUGCUGUCAUUGAUUCCGCGUUGAUUCCGCGCCCAUACCCUUACCUGGGGGACAGUAGCGCAGCAGCAGCUCCUCCAUUGUGGGAGCAAGCUGAAACGACAGACAGCCCACAGCAGCACCAUCGGACCAAAUCAGACUAGACCAAUUGCCUUGCCCGCCAAUAUGGCGUGCCUUAACACCUUAAAGCAAGAAAUCAAAACUCUGGAGAAGAUCUUCCCGAAGAAUCACGAACGCUUUCAGAUACUCAACUCCAGCGUCGACGAGCUCUUGUGCAGGUUCAUUGAUAAGAACGGCAAGCGUUACGACAUCCAUGCGAAUAUAACGGAAACGUAUCCCUCAUCGCCGCCAGUGUGGUUUGCGGAGAGCGAGGAGACGAGCGUCACCAAUGCUGUUCAAAUACUUAGCAAUACAAAUGGUCGUGAUAAUCACGUGAUCAAUCAGGUUGGCAUAUUGCUGCGCGAGCUGUGCCGAUUACACAACGUUCCACUGCCACCCGAUGUAGACAAUUUAACGUUGCCAUUGCAAACGCCACCGCCAUCGGCUUCCCCGCUGCGCUGCGAACAGAGGAAAAUGGGGUCGCAUGGGGGCAACGAGGAGACCGAUUCCGAUCAGGAUGAGAUCGAGGACCCCAUUGGCGAGAGCGAACAGGAGAGCGAGGGCGACGAGGAUUUGCCAUUGGAAAUGGAUGAUGUACGGAGUACAAAUAAGAAAGAUGACAUGGAAGUGGAGCACUUAGCGACCCUAGAAAGACUGCGUCAAAGUCAAAGACAAGACUAUUUAAAAGGUUCCGUUUCAGGUUCCGUGCAGGCAACCGAUCGCCUAAUGAAGGAACUACGUGAUAUUUAUCGAUCGGACGCCUUCAAGAAGAAUAUGUAUUUGAUUGAGCUCGUCAACGACUCGAUCUACGAGUGGAACAUCCGCCUCAAGUCAGUGGACCCCGACAGUCCGCUGCACAGUGAUCUACUAAUGCUCAAGGAGAAGGAAGGCAAAGACAGCAUACUCCUUAACAUCCUCUUCAAGGAGACCUAUCCCUUUGAGCCGCCCUUUGUCCGCGUCGUGCACCCAAUCAUCUCAGGUGGAUAUGUGCUCAUCGGCGGCGCCAUUUGCAUGGAGCUGCUGACCAAACAGGGCUGGAGCUCAGCCUACACUGUCGAGGCGGUAAUCAUGCAGAUAGCCGCCACCCUUGUCAAGGGCAAGGCGCGGAUACAGUUUGGGGCAACCAAGUCUCAUCAUGAACAGGCACUGACCCAAGGCCAGUACAGCCUGGCACGAGCCCAGCAAAGCUUCAAGUCCCUUGUGCAGAUCCAUGAAAAGAACGGUUGGUUUACACCGCCCAAGGAGGAUGGCUAAGGCAGUUCAGUCCAGUCCGGAUUCGCCUCUACACACCAUUACCAUUACCACCACCACCACCAGCACCAGCACCAGCACCGCAAAAAACAGCAUCAGCACAGACAUGUUUUGCCCCGCCCCCUGUUUUCUGGCCCACACAGUUUUUGAUCAGUUGUUUAUUAGACGAUCCCUAAGAUGAACAGACGGACAGUCCCCAAACAAUAAUUUGUAUUUUCUUUAUGUAUAGCAAAUAUUAUAUUUGUAUCCAGCUUCCUAUAUUAUUUGAUCCGUUUUUGUAGACAAGUUAUGUUUCAAGCAUGGAUAGUAUAUAUGUUAUGUGUGAACACGGACAUAAAUAAUCUGUUAGCGGUUAAGUGAGCCAAAAAUCGAAAGCAACAGCAGCAGCAGUAGGGGCAGAGUCCUUUAGUCCCAGCCCUGAUCCCGAACCCAUGCCAAUCUCAUGAUGGUGUGUUUUGUAUAGAGUUUUGGAACAGCAGGAGGAACAGAGUGCAACAUGUAAAGGCAAUAUCUGUUAUGUAUAUGAAUGUAAUUUGUAAUUUAAUUGUAAAUGCUGUGGCUCCUCGGUUUUCACUUCCGCUUACACUUCCACUUACUUCCUCCACCCACACAUACCCACACUUACACACGUGGAGCCACAAAGUACCCACAAAAACUCGCCCACAUAAGUGUAACUAGUUAAGUCGUAAGUCCUGAUUGUAUUCUUAUUUAGUUUAACAAAUUGUGUAAUCUUAUAAGAUUCUCUCUAGUGGCUUGCAGGCGAUGCAAGCAGCAUUGAGAUAUAAGGCACAGAUAUAGCGAGAUAGAUAUAAAUAUAUACCUAGAAACACACAUACAUAAUUAUACAUAUACAUAUACAAAUAUCUAUUUACUAAAUGUAAGCUAAAAAGUAAAACAACAGAACAGAACAGAACGAUGCGUCGCAACUUCGAUGAGAGCAACUUCAAGUGUAAAUUCGUCUUUCCAAAUAAUCGUACCAUAAAAUAGAUUAAAAUAAAAUAAAGUAAACCUACAA